This is a messenger RNA of Nasonia vitripennis (jewel wasp), 1964 nucleotides long. RefSeq names its product glutathione S-transferase O2 (gene GstO2). The transcript is spliced from 6 exons. NCBI's taxonomy places the organism in Eukaryota, Metazoa, Arthropoda, Insecta, Hymenoptera, Pteromalidae. The record is from RefSeq and is marked validated. Gene Ontology annotation, cellular component: cytoplasm. The coding region runs from base 394 to 1113 and encodes 239 amino acids. Gene Ontology annotation, biological process: glutathione metabolic process. Gene Ontology annotation, molecular function: glutathione transferase activity; glutathione dehydrogenase (ascorbate) activity.
AGUCGGACAAUUAUACUCUUUUCUAGGUAUUCCUACUUACAUGCUACGUUUACACUUGACACAUUGCGAGAAUCCGAUUUGAUGACAAAAAAACAGCUGAGUGAGGACACAUUCCUCUCUUCAUAAGUACGACAUAUAAUACGCUGAUAGAUACGCGUAUGAUCAUGUCCUAUCUCUUUCCCACACCGGCUGUGUUUCUCUCUCGAAUAAUCGAAGAUCGAAGGCGACAUAGUAGGUAGUGCACUGUAUAGGCAGAUCAGAGGACAACUGCAGUCAGUUACACUUCCGCGCUGAUCUGGAGCGGGUGGAGUCUGUCUCAUUACCGCAGAGUCUCGUUAUAAUUUUAUUGGCAUUUCGAUUAUACGCAGCGCUGGUCGUCGUAACUUGGCAAAGAUGAGCAAACUGCAUCUUGGACCCGGUUCUGAGCAACCACCACGAGUAGAUGGAAAAGUUCGUCUUUAUAGUAUGAAGUACUGUCCAUUUGCUCACAGAGUUAUUCUUGCAUUAUCAUUCAAGAAGAUUCCUCAUGAUAUUGUAAACAUCAACUUGAAGGCUAAGCCAGAAUGGUACUUGCAGAUUCACCCAGAAGGCAAGGUUCCAGCUUUGGUGGAUCUUGAUGGUAAUGUGGUAGUUGAUUCUACAGUUAUUGUAAACUAUUUAGAAGAAAAGUAUCCUGAUCCAACUCUAUACAACAAGUCAACAAUCACUCGAGACUUGGAACUGCUUGACCACUAUGAUAAGAUUGUAAAGGUUUUCUCCAAUUGUAUUCAUAAGAGAGAUAGCAGACCGCUUCAAGAGGCAGUGAAUGAAAUCUGUACCUACUUAGUAGAGUUUGAAAAUGAAUUGAAGAAUAGAAACACUACUUUCUUUACUGGAGAUAAACCAGGCAUGCUUGACAUUCUGAUGUGGCCAUUUGUUGAGAGAGCAAAAGCACUUCCAAUACUCUACAAAGAAUCAUUGGAUUUUGAAAAGGAAAAGUUCCCGUGCACUAUGAAAUGGAUUGCUGAGAUGAAAAAUCAAGAAUUUGUAAAAGAAAAUGCUGUGUCAUACGAAACUUUUGCCAAGGUACUUGAAGCCUCCAAUGCAGGAACUAUUGAUUAUGACAACAUCUAAAAUAGUAAAUAGUAGCAGUACAUCUCUCUACGCUCGUGAUGUUAAAACAUUGCCCUAUAAUGUGAUAUAAUUUAAUUUUGUAAUUUUUGUAUGCAAAGGACUACCAACUUAUGCUUGAUCAACUUAACAGUGUUAGAACAUAUGAUAAAAUUCUAUAUAGAGAAUACUCUCUUCAAAAUGCUGAAAAACAAAAGUUUGAUGCCAUAGUUAUUAACUUCCUCCGUUUUUGAUAAGAGUUUAAAUUUGUUAUUUAUUUUUUGUUUUUUAGUUUACUUUAGAGAUAUAUGUAUAUAGUUUUGUACUUACAUUUUGCUGAUGUUCAACUUAAGAAUUAUAGCAAUUUCUUACAGAUUUGCUUUUGAAAAAUUAAGAGUACAUUGAAAAAAAAUUUCUUUUUGAUAUUGAUUAUGACAUUAAGUGCUUUUACGAAUUCCUAAUUCUGUAGGAACUAGACUAAUUUAUAAAAGUGAACAAUAAUAUAUGACAAUAAUAGUGAGUUGUAAUAUCACAAAACUUAAGAGCUUCAUGCAGUGUGUAACUCGCGCCUCUGUCUGUAAGACAAUAAAAUGCUUCCAAUGAUUUAUUUAGGAGCUUGAUAAAAUAACGGUACAGUGCGGUAUUUUAAUAAAUAUCGAACAUAUAUCUAUUUGCAACACUGUCUUUGGGAUCAAAACAUUCAUCAAUACCGUUUAUCAGUUUUUUAAAAAAAAUUAUUAUUCACAUGAUUCUUCUUGUUACAAUUACAUAUUUACAUAUUUAAGAAUUUGAUGUGAUGCUUGAAGAAUUUUUAAAUACAAUUAAAAUGUCUCAUGACGUACAAAUAGUAAUAAAAUUACCUACUUAUCGCUUAA